Molecule: messenger RNA, 876 nt
Organism: Cylas formicarius (sweet potato weevil)
Lineage: Eukaryota; Metazoa; Arthropoda; Insecta; Coleoptera; Brentidae
Gene: Cox4
Product: cytochrome c oxidase subunit 4 isoform 1, mitochondrial-like
Exons: 4
Coding region: 170-718 (182 amino acids)
Biological process (GO): mitochondrial electron transport, cytochrome c to oxygen
Source: RefSeq, a predicted model, not a curated record
AGCUCUCGUCGCGAUUGUCACGGAAUUGUUUCAUGUGUACACAUAUGAGUCCUCUUAUGCCAGUGUCCGUGAACGGUUGCCCAACGGACUGUAAAAUAGAAAAAGAGGAAGGAAGGCUGUCUGAUAGCUGUGGCCUCCAUUUUUGAAGGUGUUUUAUUAGCCCCAAACCAUGGCUAACACAUUAUUAGCCCUGAGCACUAGAACCAUUCUUAGAAGUAAGGGAGCAAAACAUCAAAUUCAAAUUGCGCAAAUGGGAUCUUUCAGCCGCACGUUAAUAGGCAAAAGGGAAAUUGUAGGUUUUGGUCAUAAUGGUCAACCAAAUUAUCUGGAUAAAGCUGAAUUUCCACUACCAGCAAUUAGAUGGAAGGAGCCAACACCUGAAAUUCAAGCUCUUCGGGAGAAAGAGAAGGGAGAUUGGAAAAACCUCUCAAUUGAAGAAAAGAAGGCACUAUAUCGAGCUUCAUUUAGACAAACCUAUGCUGAAUUCACUGCACCAACCGGUGAAUGGAAAUUUGCGCUUGGUACUGCGUUUAUUUUCAUGUCCCUUGCUCUGUGGUUGUUUUAUGGCCUUAGGACAUUUGUAACUCCCCCUUUGCCAGAGAGCUUCUCGAAGGAGAGCAGAGAAUUGCAGCUUAGGCGUAUGUUAGACUUGCAAGUAAAUCCCAUUGAAGGUAUCUCUUCAAAAUGGGACUACGAAAAGGACGACUGGAAGAAGUGAAUUCUGUCGUAUUACAUUUGAAGGCAAUGGAUGCUGUAUCAGGGCAACGAUAUGGCAACCGAUGUUUACCCAUAGUAUAAUUUAUGAAAAUAUAUUUGUCACCCUGGUAUAUUAAUUAGCUCAUCCAUUUGCUGUUAAUAAAAAUUACAAGUUUAGAA